AUCUGAUGACGAGGUAAGUUCAAGCCUAUUUCAGUCUCUUUUUUUUUUUGUCACAGCCCUCCACAACACAUUUGUUAUAUCCAUAGGAUCAUAGAACACCUUCUUCAUCUACCUCCAUUCUGUUGUCCCCUUGAACCUCCGGUACCCAUAACAUACACCUCUCUCUCUCUCUCUCUAAAUGAUGGCGGACGGGAAGCCUCAAGCCAAUAUUGGGAUUCCCGUUUCCGGCCAGAAGAAUAGUAUUACACCGAUUCCGGCUUUCGAUCCCCCGAAAAAACCGAAACGGAACAAGUAUGCCUUUGCUUGUGCCAUUUUGGCCUCCAUGACUUCCAGCUUACUUGGUUAUGAUAUAGGGGUGAUGAGUGGGGCCGGCCUCUUCAUCCAAAAGGACCUGAAAAUCAGCGACACCAAGCUGGAAGUCCUGAUGGGGAUCCUGAAUGUCUACUGCCUAAUCGGCUCCGCUGCCGCCGGCCGCACCUCCGACUGGAUCGGCCGCCGCUACACCAUCGUGCUCGCCUCCGUGUUCUUCUUCGUCGGAGCACUCCUCAUGGGCUUCGCCCCCAACUACGCCUUCCUCAUGGUCGGCCGGUUCGUCGCCGGCGUCGGAGUCGGUUACGCCCUCAUGAUCGCCUCCGUCUACACGGCCGAAGUCUCCCCCGCUUCGUCUCGCGGAUUUCUUACCUCGUUUCCUGAAGUCUUCAUUAACGCCGGUAUAUUACUGGGCUACGUAUCAAACUACGCCUUCUCCAAGCUCCCGCUCCACCUAGGCUGGCGCCUCAUGCUCGGAGUCGGAGGAAUCCCGUCGGUCUUCCUGGCCCUCGGAGUCCUAGCAAUGCCCGAGUCGCCCCGGUGGCUCGUCCUCCAGGGUCGACUCGGGGACGCGAAGCGAGUCCUGGAUAGAACGUCCGAUUCCAAAGAGGAGGCUUUGCUUCGGCUGGCCGACAUCAAGGAGGCGGCUGGGAUCCCCGAGGAGUGCAACGACGACGUCGUCCAGAUGCCGAAGCGCAGCCACGGAGAAGAUGUUUGGAAGGAGUUGCUUCUCCACCCCACGCCCCCCGUUAAGCAUAUUCUCAUUGCCGGCAUCGGGAUUCACUUUUUUCAACAGACUUCUGGCAUCGACGCUGUCGUUUUGUACAGCCCCAAAAUUUUCAAGAAAGCAGGUAUAACGAACGAAGACAUGUUGCUACUUUGCACGGUGGCGGUAGGAGUCGUCAAGACCAUGUUCAUUCUCGUGGCCACAUUUUUACUGGAUCGGGUUGGGCGAAGGCCAUUACUCUUAACCAGCGUUGCCGGAAUGGUCUUGUCCCUCGCCAGUCUAGGGAUGUUUCUAACAAUCAUAGACCAAUCCACCAAGAAACUAUACUGGGCCCUAGCUCUGGCCAUCACCUCGGUGCUGGCAUAUGUCGCGACCUUCUCCAUCGGUAUGGGGCCCAUCACAGGCGUCUACAGCUCCGAGAUCUUCCCCUUGAGGCUGCGAGCCCAGGGGAUGAGCAUGGUAGUGGCUGUGAACCGCGUGAUGAGCGGUGUCAUAUCGAUGACCUUCUUGUCCUUCUCGAAGGCGAUUACCAUCGGAGGGGCCUUCUUUUUCUUUAUGGGAGUGGCUAUGGUUGGAUGGGUGUUCUUUUACACGCUGAUGCCCGAAACGCAGGGGAAGACCCUCGAGGAAAUGCAGGUCUUGUUUGGCACCUUCUUCCGGUGGAGGACGACGAUGAGGGAGUUGGAGAAGAACAAGAGAGUUACCGGUACCGACAGUGAAGGCGAUCAAGGUAACGGUAAUGGUUAGAUUCAGAUGGGGACCGCUAAGAACUAAAUGUUACUGAUCUAUUUAUGUCCUUCAGUUAGAUGGUUCGUAUACAGUCCGAUGGACCUUGUUUGGAUUGGAAGAAAAUAUGUCUAGAGAGAGAGAAAAAGAAAAGAAAAGAAAGGAGAUGCCAGUGAUGUUAGAGAGAGAGAGAGAGAGAGAGGAGACCAAGGAAGAUCAGACAAAUCAUGUGUAAUGUGGAGAGAAGGAAAAACAAUAUAGUGAAAAAAAUUGAAUGAAUGGAAAAAUAUUUCUUAUA
This is a messenger RNA of Rhododendron vialii, 2060 nucleotides long. RefSeq names its product polyol transporter 5-like. Gene Ontology annotation, biological process: transmembrane transport. The record is from RefSeq and is a predicted model, not a curated record. The transcript has 4 exons. The coding region runs from base 179 to 1783 and encodes 534 amino acids. Gene Ontology annotation, cellular component: membrane. NCBI's taxonomy places the organism in Eukaryota, Viridiplantae, Streptophyta, Magnoliopsida, Ericales, Ericaceae. Gene Ontology annotation, molecular function: carbohydrate:proton symporter activity.